CUGAGCUAGCUCUACAAACCAGAAACCUAAUUUUCUCGGCUUCUGCAAAAGAAUGAACAACAACGUCCUGGGACUUCUCCGCCUUCGAAUCAAGCGAGGAAUCAACCUCGCCAUCCGCGACGUUACCAGGACCAGCGACCCUUACAUCAUCGUGACCAUGGGGGCCCACAAACUGAAGACUGGCGUGGUGAAGAAGAACUUGAAUCCCGUGUGGAACGAGGAACUCACUCUUUCGAUUACCAACAUUAACGAGCCUAUCGUUUUCAACGUUUACGACAAAGACCAUAUCACCGGCGACGACCCUAUGGGCGAUGCAGUGGUUGACAUCAAGCCCUACAUGGAGUGCCUGAAACUGGCGGCGGAUUUGGAGAAGCUCCCAGAUGGGUGUGCGGUGAAGAAAGUCCAGCCCAGCAGGGACAACUGCCUGUCCAAAGAGAGCUGUUGCACUUGGCACGAGGGCAAAAUCGUCCAGGACAUGAUUCUUAAGCUGCGGAAUGUCGAGUGUGGGGAAAUUGUAAUCCAGAUUGAGUGGAUUGAUAUUCCGGGUUCUAAAGGUUUAGCAGCUGUUGAGGUCUAGGAGUUUUUGUAAUGCAUAUAUAGAAUCUCUAGUAUAGCUUUCGAGCUAGAAAGUAUGUGACUGUAACUGUUUUGUUGAAUUGAAUGUACAUAUAAUAAUCAGAAAUUUUAUUACCAAGUUAUGCAAGCACAAAAAUGAGCUAA
Messenger RNA from Rosa chinensis, 720 nucleotides. Its product is annotated as protein C2-DOMAIN ABA-RELATED 9. The coding region runs from base 53 to 577 and encodes 174 amino acids. NCBI's taxonomy places the organism in Eukaryota, Viridiplantae, Streptophyta, Magnoliopsida, Rosales, Rosaceae. The transcript has a single exon. The record is from RefSeq and is a predicted model, not a curated record.